UUAAGCUUCUCGAUUUCCUCAACAGCUACAAAACAUCGAAAGGAUUUCUUUUCAGCUGGUUUUUCAGAACAUGGGAGUUUUUCUCCACUUGUUCUUCACCUCUGUGGUUCUCUCACGUGGACAAGUUCUAUCAUGCCCAGACGAUCAAUGCCGUAUAUUGGCAUUUCCAUCCACUUUGUUCUUCGUGGGAGAACGUCUUGUUAACCACACCAUAGCAAACAUCAGUGUGAUUGACAGGGACUCGUGUGAAUAUCGUUGCUACUUGGAACACAACUGCGUCAGUGUUAACUUUUAUUUUGGAGAAAACGGAGUAGAAGCACACAACUGUGAACUGAAUAACUCAACGGGUAAAGAGUAUGAUAAGGAUCUGGUGAAAGAAGCGUACUACGUAUACCACGGAACUAAGAAUUUUUGCGCUCGAGCUCCAUGCGAGAACUACGGUACCUGCCAGUCGGGAUUUACAAGAAAACGAUAUCGAUGUUUAUGUGCGUCCGGAUACACCGGCCACGAUUGUGAAUCAACUAUCGAUGAGAAUGUUCUAAAUUUUCGCAAGUGUAGCGAGUAUGCCAGUUUCACCAAUACCGAGGGAUCCUACAACUGCUCCUGCAAUCCUGGAUUCAGCAGGGAUGAUGCCGAGAAUACCUCCAACAGUAGCAAUGAAAACGCUAUUUGUGAAAAUUCCUAUGGAUCUUCGAGGUGUAUAUGUAAACCUGGAUUCAGUGGGGAUGGAAACAAUUGUACAGACAUCGAUGAAUGUGCUGGAGAUGCCCAUAACUGUAGCAGAAACAAUGCUACCUGCACAAAUACUGAGGGAUCGUUCAGCUGCUCCUGUAAGCAGGGAUUCACUGGAAAUGGACACAAAUGCGAAGGUAGAAUUCUCGAAACAUCGUAUUAUCUAACGAUUGAUUCUAUGUGGGAAUCUUCUCAAAGCUCUGCUUUCCAUGUGGAGAAACGCGAGAUGCCGUGUAGUAGUAGUAUUUAUUGCUGUCGGGAUUUACCUAGUUACUGUGGAAGAUCGUUCAUUUUGAGGAACUUUGGAGACAACUGUGAUAUAGACUGUAGUGGGUUUAAUUGCCCGUAUGUAAGCAAAGACAGAGGUGUGGUCGACUUGGAUCCUAUGAGAAAGUUUGACGUUAACAUAGGCUAUCCAAAAGCUGACAAGACAUAUCUCGAUUUGAUGGACAACUUUCAAAUCAACAUCAAAAUUCCUCAAGGAAAAAAUGAGGUCUCUCCUGUACGGGUUUUAUCCCCAGGACUGCAUUCAUCAUAA
Molecule: messenger RNA, 1270 nt
Organism: Pocillopora damicornis (cauliflower coral)
Lineage: Eukaryota; Metazoa; Cnidaria; Anthozoa; Scleractinia; Pocilloporidae
Molecular function (GO): calcium ion binding
Source: RefSeq, a predicted model, not a curated record